AUGUCUGCCACCCACCUUUUUCUCUCCUUUUCUCCUUUUUUCUCUCCUUUUCUCCUUUUUUCUCUCCUUUUCUCCCUUUUUCUCUCCUUUUCUCCCUUUUUCUCUCCUUUUCUCCUCUCCUUUUCUCCUCUCCUUUUCUCCUCUCCUUUUCUCCUCUCCUUUUCUCCUCUCCUUUUCUCCUCUCCUUUUCCUCUCUCCUUUCUCCUCUCUUUUCUCCUCUCCUUUUCUCCUCCCUUUUCUCCUCUCCUUUUCUCCUCUCCUUUUCUCCUCUCCUUUUCUCCUCUCCUUUUCUCCUCUCCUUUUCUCCUCUCCUUUUCUCCUCUCCUUUUCUCCUCUCCUUUUCUCCUCUCCUUUUCUCCUCUCCUUUUCUCCUCUCCUUUUCUCCUCUCCUUUUCUCCUCUCCUUUUCUCCUCUCUUUUCUCCUUUUCUCCUUUUUCUCCUCUCCUUUUCUCCUCUCCUUUUCUCCUCUCCUUUUCUCCUCUCCUUUUCUCCUCUCCUUUUCUCCUCUCCUUUUCUCCUCUCCUUUUCUCCUCUCCUUUUCUCCUCUCCUUUUCUCCUCUCCUUUUCUCCUCUAAUGACAUGUCUCAUCAGGACAUUUUUCUCUCUCAACAUAUUUCUUUCUAUUAUCUGUGA
Acanthosepion pharaonis is the source of this 633-nucleotide messenger RNA. Lineage: Eukaryota; Metazoa; Mollusca; Cephalopoda; Sepiida; Sepiidae. The record is from the annotation of a GenBank genome assembly.